Molecule: messenger RNA, 474 nt
Organism: Salvelinus sp. IW2-2015
Lineage: Eukaryota; Metazoa; Chordata; Actinopteri; Salmoniformes; Salmonidae
Source: RefSeq, a predicted model, not a curated record
GGUAAAUAUGCCAUGCGUGACCUUGUCCACCGGUUACCGGGAAGCAGCAAUAGCAGUACUGGGGGCAGCGGUGGGACUAGCUGCGGUUCCGGGGGUCCACUAGCGCCCAGUAAGACCAUGUCAGACGAUACGGUAACGGCUAUUUGCUGCGCUCUGCAUGAGGUCAUCACUAAGAACAUGGAGAAUGCCAAAGCACUGAGAGACGCCGGCGGGAUAGAGAAACUCAUCGGCAUCGCUCGUAGCAAAGGAGACAAACACUCAGCCAAGGUGGUGAAGGCAGCCUCUCAGGUGCUCAGCAGUAUGUGGCAGUACAGAGACCUACGCAGCCUCUACAAGAAGGAUGGAUACUCUCAGUAUCACUUUGUUGGUUCUGCCUCUACGAUAGAGAGAGACAGACAGAGACCCUACUCCUCCUCUCGCACCCCCUCUGUAUCCCCCGUACGAACCUCACCCAACAACCGCUCAGGCCAAUGA